AUGAGGAUCGGAAGAGAUUAUUAUAGGAGAAAGCUAAAACGUUUCAAGACUUUGUUAAUGUCAAACGGAGAAGAGCCACCGCUUAAAAGAAGAAGGAUGACGACGUUUGGUUUUCUGAUGCUUCCUGAUGAUUUGGUAUUAAAUUGUCUAGCUCGUGUCUCAAGAAUGUACUACCCGAUGCUCUCCUUAGUCUCCAAGAGAUUCCGCUCUUUCCUUACUUCAGCCAAGCUUUACCAAACCCGAAACCUCUUAUGCCGCACAGAGAAUAUUCUCUACGUGUGCUUACGAUUCUUUACCGUUUCUAACCACCCACUACGUAUGUUUACUCUUUGUCGGAAACCAAAGAGCUCAAGGAACGUUUUGGUCCCAAUUUUAUCUCCCGAUUCUCUUCCCGAGCACUUGCCAGGAGUUGCACUGGUUGGUUCCAAUUUUUAUGUCAUUGGCAGCUUAAUAAAGAACAAUGCAUCUUCUAGCGUUAUGGUCAUGGACUGUCGCUCUCACACAUGGCGUGAGGCUGUAAGCAUGCGUGCUGAACGUGUAAACCCAUCUGCUUGCGUUCUUGAUGGAAAAAUAUAUGUAGCAGGAGGCUGCACAGAUCUGGAUGCAACUAACUGGAUGGAGGUAUUCGAUCCAAAGACUCAAACUUGGGAGUUUGUGUCUAGUCCUGGCGAGGAAGUAUGUAGGGAAUUCUCUAGUUGCGAAAGUAUAGGUUAUGAUGGGAAUGUAUACGUAGAAUCUAUGCGGACACAUGGGCUUUACGAGCUGCAUAAAGGUAGAUGGAGAGAAGGACAAUCAUCGUUGGCUAGAGGUGGUAACUUAUCAUCUCGAUGUGUGAUCGACAACGUGCUUUAUCGUUUUUAUAGCUGGAGGAUCGAUUGGUAUGACUCUGAGGCAAAAUUGUGGAGAGAGUUGAAGGGUUUGGAGAAAUUGUUUGGCUUUCGUAGUUAUUGUGUUCCUACUUUUAAAUGCGUGAAUUAUGGUGGAAAAAUUGCUUUUUUCUGGCUGGAGAAGGUGGGGUAUAACAAGCGUUAUCAGAAAACAAAUAUUUGGUGUGCGGAGAUUACGAUUGAAAGACCGGAACAAGGAGAGAUUUGGGGGACUCUUGAGUGGUUUGACGUUGUGUUUACAACCAAUGAGGAACAUUUUGAUUUAACACAUGCUUUUGCUGCUACUCUUUGA
Camelina sativa (false flax) is the source of this 1179-nucleotide messenger RNA. The record is from RefSeq and is a predicted model, not a curated record. Lineage: Eukaryota; Viridiplantae; Streptophyta; Magnoliopsida; Brassicales; Brassicaceae.